This is a messenger RNA of Caenorhabditis angaria, 600 nucleotides long. The record is from the annotation of a GenBank genome assembly. NCBI's taxonomy places the organism in Eukaryota, Metazoa, Nematoda, Chromadorea, Rhabditida, Rhabditidae.
AUGCACCUCUCUCUACUUUUCCUACUUUUUCUAGCUCCAACUUUUUGUUUGGCAUGUGAUCCUUUAAAAAUGAUAAAAUGCUCGACGGUGAGUUAAUCUCGGAGAACAAAAUCUAUGGUGCCAGAAAAUUUUCAGAAAUUAGAAGAGCAAGAAAAUAUGCCAGAAAGAACAAUGAUUCAAAAAAUCGACAAACGUUUGAAAACAUGUGAACUCUGGAAAGAAUGCGGUGAAGUGAUGGGAAAAUGCAAUAGUCUUAAUAAACAGGAGAAAAGAGGAGCAGAUAUGUUAGCUGGAGGUUGUCCGAUUGUAUCUCGAUUAUAUCAAAAUGAUUUCAUCGAUUGUGCGAUUGUUUUGGAGAAAAAUGUGGAGAAAAAUGGAUGUCGUGCACUUCAAUAUAGAGAGAAUUUCAAGAAUACUGGAUAUAAAGCUAUGUUUGAUGAUUGUAUUGAUGAUGUUGUGAAAAAUGGAUGCACUUCUGAUCAGCAACAAAUUUAUGAUGAAGUGAGUUAUUUAAAGAUGAGGCCGGGCGGAGCAAUGUUGUUUUUUUUGCAGAAUCGUAAAAUGGCCAUCAAAUUUCUUGACAAAUUUAUGCUACCUUGA